This is a messenger RNA of Prorocentrum cordatum, 441 nucleotides long. Lineage: Eukaryota; Dinophyceae; Prorocentrales; Prorocentraceae. The record is from the annotation of a GenBank genome assembly.
AUGUCGGCUGGCGUCGGGUCUUGGCGCUACAUGGCGCCAGAGGUGGCGCGCGGGGAGCAGUACACCGACAGGGGGUCGGCGGACUCCUUCGCGCUGGUCAUGUGGUUCAUGAGCACGGGGCAGGCUCCGUACGUCGAGGAGUUUGGGGUGGACGCGGUGGAUGUCCUGGAAGACUUCGCGAGGGGCAGUGAGCCGAGGCCCAGCAUCGGCAGGGGCAGCGGCGUUGUGGGCAGCUCAGGAGCCGCGUCCACGGCCAUGCGCCGGCUGGUCGAGGACUGCUGGCACGUGUGCGCGGCGGCGCGCCCGUCGGCGCACCAGUGCGUGCUGCGCCUCGCCGAGGUGACGGUCUUGGCCGAGCAGAGGAGCUGGUCCAGGGGCGCUGGUAUAGCCAGCCGGAAGUCUCUGCCUCUAGCAUCCCUUCGCGGGAAGCCAAGCAUUUGA